GGAGCUGCACCAAGAUCCGGAGGGAAUUUUGUCAGACCAGACACCUUAAUACGAAAAUGGCACGUGAUGGGGGGAUGAAAAGCGACAGCAGAGUCACCUCCUGAGCUGCUGGAUACCGUCAGGCAUCGCGAUCACCUGGUCCACCCUGAAUAAUCUUCGUUUUGGAAUAGGGCUGCCUCAGCGUACAAGAGGGUUUCAACAGAUUAAUGGGCCAGUGUGUGUGAAUAUGCAAAUGUGACUGAUCCUGGAUGAUCACCAAGACCACCUUCUAAAGAAUUGCUGAUUGGCUGCCCCUCUACCUGUGCCACAAUGCCAUUGGCUGUGGAUGAGACUGCAGGGGACCUUCCAGUAAGAGAUCUCGGUCCAAGAGGAGGUCUCGUGCCUUCAGUGUAUGCUUCCCCCAGAAAUGUGACGUCAAUGAGGAAGCCCCAGGUCAUGAAGAUAAAAGAUCGCUGGCCCAUGUACCGUAUGUCAAGAGAGCAGCUGGAGGACCAGUGCUCUCGCCUACAGGAGGAGAACACCGUCUUGAAACAGCACUGCCGCAUGCAGGAGCGCAAGAUGCGCAGAUUGUCCACAAAGUUAAUGCAGCUGCAGCAGAGGCAUCCUGGGGCAGGCAGUGCCUGGGAGAAGGAAUUGGAUGAGACCGUGCAGGAGCUAGAGGCCCGCGUGGCCACGCUGGAGACCCAGAAGGAGGCGCUGCAGAGCAAGCUGGACCUGGCCAAGCAGCAAUUCCUAGAGCUGGGGAACAGGGUCCAUUCCCGAGUUAGAGGUCGAGUCCCGGACAGAAGUAGGGGGGUUCGGAGGGCUGCCCAGACUGCACCUCCCCACUGUGGACUCAUUUCCCAGGCAGACAGUCAUGGAGAGACAGGGAGGCUUGCCACCAGCAUGCAGCAGUCAAGGGUGGAGGAGCUAGAGCUGACUGCCCUGUCACUGACAGACGUGAGGGAGAGGGAGAGCGAGGUUACAGUGGCCUUGAGGGAGCUAAGGAGACAACAGGCUGAUAACAACAGAGUGGCAAUACAGGAAAACCUGGAUGUGAUUCACCUACAGAAACAGCUGGCAGAUAAGGGAGCGGCCCUGCUAGUUAUUCAGGAGAAGGUUAACGUGCUGCAGGAGUCAUAUGAAGCCAGGCUAGAAGAGAGUCAAAAGGCACUUAAGCAGUGUCAAGAGGCUCUUCUGGAGAAGGUGGGGGAACUAACAGAAGAGUUGAAACAAGAACGAGAGAAGACGUUAACUAUGGAAGGCCAGCUGAGUACUGCCACGGUAUCGGUGCAAGCUUUGGAGGAGUUCCAAGAACGAGUGGCUGACCUGGAAAGGGAGAGGAACCUGUUGAAGGACAGUUAUGAUGGACUUCUGGAAAGUACUAUCGCUGCCCGGGACCAUCAUAAAAUGCACGAGGGCCAACUGGACAAGAACCAAAUGCUGCAGGAGCAGACUUGGAGGGUGGAGAUUCACAGACUGCAUCAGGAGCUCAGAGCUGAGAGACAGGAGAAGGAGAGGCUAGAGGAGGAGUGCAAGAGAAUACAGCAGGAGAACAACAGCACCAAAGAACUGCAGCAACAAGAGAGAAACACCAAAGAGACCGAACAGGAAAAGCAUGCUUCUCUGGAGAAGGAAGUCCUGCACUACAAAGAGAUAGUGACAUCACUGCAAGAGAAACUGGAUUCAGUGGCUGAGGCAUUUGAUAUGAGCGUUGAGAACCUCAGUGAAACACUUUUGCAAAUCAAGAAAUUCAGGCUCAUGUAUGAAGCGGAGGAACGACUGCGCUUUCUGGGUGACGAUGGGAAGGUGCAGGAGGGGCGUAGAGAGCUGGCGGACGUGCGGGCUGCACACGCAGAGACUGUGUUGGAGCUGCGGAAGACCAGAGAGAUGCUGCUUCUGCAGAGCCGCAUCAGCAAGGAUUUCCAGGCUGAGUUGAACAUCGUCAAGGAGAGAGCAGAGCGAGAGCGAGAAGAAAGCCAGAGGAGGACAGCAGAGACAGACAGACAGCUGGAAAGAAGAGCCCAGAGAAUCACUACUUUACAGGCUCAGCUCAAGGACUUGGCCUACAGCCCCAGGAGCUAUAAACGGACCAUUCCACUUCAGUACAACUGGGCUGGGGGUGGCCAAGAGGAAGGGGAGGAUGACCUGAUCUUUGGGCAGCUGCAGCCUGGAGAGUCCCUGCUAGAGAUUCACCUGAGCGGAGCCAGUUUCACAUCUGCGGGGCUCCGGGCCAUGACACAAAGCUCGGAGCCCAGUGAGCGUGAAGCCUCUGGCCAGAAGGUCAUGACCUUUUGCACCUAUGCCCUUUUGGACUUCGAAAUGCACUCCACUCCUCUGGUGUCAGGAGUGCAACCCAAUUACGGCUUCACCUCCCACUACCCGCUCUCCCCGCUGGACUUCGAAAAGCUGGGAGAGGCAGAUGGAAGAAUCAGGGCAGAGCUGCACCAGGCACUUGGCGGGAUUCAAUUCAGAACUUGCGGUGAUGGUUGGAUCCCACUGUCUGGAGCCAUGGAGAAGAGAGGCGAGCGAGUGGAAGGGAAAGCCAAUAUUACAGAUGUGCGGGGUGAGACUAUCGGGAUUCUGGAGUUCUGGGUACGCGUCUACCCACCUGUGCAGCCGACUCGCAGCCUGGGAGACAGACAGACUUUGCCGAGUGCUCACUCCCAGGGGGCUUUGAGCUGGCAAGGCAACGUCAGAGAGGAAAUGUAUGACUUUGGCGGAGGAAUUCCUAACGAGCUGGAAGUGGUGCUGGAGCGAUGCGUUGACCUCAGUGCACAUUGGCCUGGACUACUUCCAGAUGCCUACCUGCUCUACCGUCUCUAUGAUCUGCCGCCACAUGUCUCUCCGACCAUCCCUUGCUGCACAAACCCUGUGUUCAAUGACUCAGCGUCUUACCCACUGGCGAUGACCCAAGACGUGCUGGCCUACCUGCAUAGUAACAGUCUGUGGGUCUAUGUGUUUGAUGACCGUGAUGACCCGCUUCCUCCAUCCUAUCUAGCCAAGACACCCAUCCCACUGCGGCCAUUGUCAGUUGGCAGACAAGUGAGAGGUGACUUUGUGCUUAGAGAUUCUGGAGGCAGACCAAGAGGCAUGGUCAGAGUGUCCCUCCGAUGGAAGUACCCUUUACAGUCACCAGAGGUAUCUCAAACAACAAAGGCAAUUGACAGAGAGGAACAAGAAAGACCCACUGCCAAGCCUAGGGUGAAGCACUGCAUGUGUUUGUUGGCCAUCAGUUUAAGCGAUUGUACAUGUGCUGCCAAUGAUGUGAAAAGUGAGUUUUCAAGACGAAUUGCUGUCUCUAAAAUGUCCACAGUGUAUGUGCUGGUUGGAAGAUGGAUGUGCGUAUAUAAGUUUGUUUCACUUUUGCUUCCUGUUUGUCAGUCUAAGACAGGCCUCCCCAAACGUGAAAUGGUUUACAGAGACUCCCAUACACCGUCCAGACCUCUGUCAGCUGUCUUGAGACGGCCGCGAAGUAGCCCCUUUAAUGCAUCUGAACCAGAGAGAGGCCCCUCUCGUUGGUCAGCGGACCCUGCGAUGCCCUGCCUCAUGUCUGGGGGAGAUCAAGUCACAUCCCUGCAGUCACCUGCCAGAAGGCGAACCUCACGCCUGAGGUCACAUGGCCUGGUGCGAGGAAAACCUCAGCCUACUUCUCUACGUCCUGCAAACAGCCCAAUUACUGAAUUCCAACACAAGGAAGGUCCGUCCGUAGAGGACGAAGCAGGAACAAACACUCUUAUGGGAGGAGAGGAUGAAGAAGAGGAGUGUGGGAGAAAUGAAAAAGUUCAUAUGGACAGUGAUAUCACUGAAUCCAGUGAAUCAAGAGCAUCCUCUGACAGUGAUAUCAUCAUAAUACCAAAGCCAUCUCAGCUGCAUGUGGAGGAAAAUAAACUGCAUGUGGAGAUUCUCUCUCUCUCUUUUCAUCCCACCUCCCAUGUUGCUCUUGACCAAUCAGUGCAACAAGUUUAUGUUGAGUACCGCCUAUUCGGGGUUCCCAUGGAAACCACAGAGACGCCUAUGUCUCUUCGGAAACCAGCUUGUGGAGAAGAAAUACAUUACAACUUCACAAGAGUGAUCUAUGUGGACAGGGCAGAGGCAGCACCCCUCAGACAGUAUCUCUACACUAUGCUGGAGGGCACUGACCCCAACCAUGGAAGAUUGAAGUUCACAGUGGUGAGUGAGCCAAUGGAUGAGCAGGAGGAGGAGUGUGUGGAUAUUGGCCAUGCCUACCUAGAUUUGCAGGAACUUCUGCUGACAGGAAAUGAUGUCAUUGAGCGCAAAAUUGACAUUUACAGUGUGGGUGAAGAUCUGGAGGUGGUGGGCAAGCUGAAGGUAUCUCUGGAAGCAGCUCAGACUCUUACAGGAAUUUACUGGGAGUAUCGUAACUUGAGAGAAAGAGAGGAUGAGCAGAAAAAAGCUGAGGAAGGAAACACUGAAGCAGAAGAUAUGGAGCCUCUUCAAUCGGAGAAGGAUGAUGAGGCCGAUGACCAUAACAGAUAAAUAUUGACGUGCUACCUGGAAAGUGCUUAUGUGAUGCUGUUUGAAAGUAAAACAGACUGAAUUUUAAAAAGAAACACUUAGUCAGAGUUAAGAUACUCAAUUGAAUCAAUUGUCAGUUAUACAGCAUCCAAAGGAGAUAAUGCCCACAUUUAGAAAAUAUAUAAUGUCAGUUAAUUAGUAGUACCCAUAAUGUGACACAACUGGUGCUUCCUCUAUGAGACAAUAAAAUGGCUUAAAUUAGAGCAGUGAAAGAAUCAUAAUGCAUCUGCUCUGCUAUUUGUGAAGCUGGGUUUUUUUAACCAGAAAGAAUCAGAAAAGCAACCUAACCUGCAGACCCAAAUUCUAUAAAUGAUUCAAUCCAAAAUAGAUAACAGCAGGUAUUUUUGACCAGUACAAGAAAUCCAGUUAGCUCGCUGGAUCUGAGAGUGAGGAAGGACGGAUAGAACAGCCAUGUGAUUCUCUACACUAUGUGAUUCGAGCACACCAGUGGGAAUCUGCCAAAAUCUAUUACAAAUUAUAGCGGAAAUCAAUGUUUUACAUGCCGAUUUGCAAUUAUUUACCACCACUGUAAGAUUGUUUUCUGGUAAAUGUGAGACUGCCCUACGCAGCCACUCGCCCUGUACAUUUAAGUUCUAAAUCCACAUAUUCUCAAUUUGUUGGAGAGGAAAAACACGUAUACAUGGAAUUUUUCCUGUUAACCCUGCUAUACAUUGACUUACAGGAUAAAGAGCAAAUUCAAGAAAAUAAUAAAGAAACUCAUUUUACCUAAACUCGGGGAUAGGCCCACACAGUAUAAAAAUAAAAAA
Brienomyrus brachyistius is the source of this 5285-nucleotide messenger RNA. It is a transcript of the gene rpgrip1, whose product is annotated as RPGR interacting protein 1. Bases 310 to 4479 code for a protein of 1389 amino acids. Lineage: Eukaryota; Metazoa; Chordata; Actinopteri; Osteoglossiformes; Mormyridae. Gene Ontology annotation, biological process: non-motile cilium assembly; retinal rod cell development. Gene Ontology annotation, cellular component: photoreceptor connecting cilium. The record is from RefSeq and is a predicted model, not a curated record. The transcript is spliced from 29 exons.